Molecule: messenger RNA, 2655 nt
Organism: Leptosia nina
Lineage: Eukaryota; Metazoa; Arthropoda; Insecta; Lepidoptera; Pieridae
Source: the annotation of a GenBank genome assembly
AUGGCACACAUAAUUUUAUACUGCAUGUUGUCGCUUUUUGUGGACAUAUCGAAUCAAACUAUAAUAUCAAUGGCGCAGGGAAAAAUUAGAGGCGUCGAGCAGGAUGCGCAUAUUUCGUUUGUGGGGGUGCCCUAUGCUUCUAUUGAAAGGAAUGGUAGAUUUAAGAGAGCUGGUGGAGCACCCACAUGGUCGGGAGUGCGGGAAUCCCGCGAUCCAUACUGCUCAGCUCGCUCUGAAGUGCAAGAUUGCCUACAGCUAGACGUGCACGUGCCGAAAACAGGUAAAUCGUUGCCGAUCCUCGUCUGGAUAAAGAGUACUAGUGGUGAUUAUCCACCAGGGCAUUUGGUGAAGGAAGGAAUUGUUGUCGUAACGGUUAGGCACAGAAUGGGACCAGUGGGCUUCAUGUGCUCAAACGAAGAUAAAAUACCAGGAAACGCUGGAAUAAAAGACGUUGUCCUUGCUUUAAGAUGGAUACGCGAUAACAUUGUCGCGUUUAAAGGUAACCCCAACAGAGUGGUGGUGGCUGGCCAGGGCCUAGGCGCUGCAAUGGCGGAAACCCUUACCCUGUCAAAGAUGGCUACAGGACUGUAUCAUGGUCUCAUAUUACAAAGCGGUACCGUUUUAGCACCUUGGGCUUUCAAUUACAAUGCUAACGACAAGACCAAAUAUCUUCAAAUGACGCUAAACGGAACAGAAUCUAUACUAAAUUCACCAAUAACGGAAGUGGUAGCUAAGUCAAAAGAACUCGAUGUACCAUAUUUUCCAUUCGGAAUUUGCAUAGAGCGAUCAUUCAAACACGAAGAAAGGUUACUUUCCGAAGCGCCCUUCGAUAGUUUCGUGAAAGGGAAGAUUCACUCUGUUCCCAUAUUAACCGGAUAUAAUACAAACGAGGCUUAUGUAUUUCUAUCAAUGUUAGAAGAUAUAAAAGUCGUUAAGAAAAUGACAAGGGAUGCAACAUUUCUGCUUCCUAUGGAGUUACAAUUAUCAAGCGAAAGGGAAAUAAAGUCCUUGACAAAACGAGUAUCCGAUAUGUAUUUUGACGAUAACACGACGAUGAACUCAGUUCUCGAAUACCAUAGGGACGCCUAUUUCCUAAGUCAUAUUUAUCGCAGUGCCAACUUUCAUGCGGUGUAUGCCCCCGUAUAUUUUUAUCAGUUUUCACAUUCUGGCAAUGUAGGUGUCGAACCUGAGACGAUGUUAGAAAAACAAGGCGCAGCCCACUCAGACGAGCUCGCUUACUUAUUCCCAUCUAGUGACAUGGAAUUCGAUGGAGAUGAUGCAAUUAUACAGAGGCAUCUCGUUCAAUUAUGGACAAAUUUUGUAAAACAAUUUGUCGUUGGUCGCGGAGCACUAUUAUCACGACACUGGGAUGUCAAAACAACACAAGGAAUAGUUAGAGGGUACCACAAAGUCAACCCGUCGCACUUCGCCUUCCUCGGGGUGCCUUACGCCCGCCCGCCCACCGGUUACGAUAGAUUUAAGGCACCUAGUCCACCUGCUGUUUGGGAUGGAAUUUUUGAGGCUACACAUAAAGUCAAAUGCCCACAAUCCGAAACUAAGGGCAGUGAAAACUGUUUGAUCAUAAACAUUUUUGUACCAGCUAGCAAGAUAACUAACAUGCCUGUACUAGUGUACUUGCAUGAUGGAAAUUAUGAAAGCGGUUGGGGGUCUUUUGACCCACCAUCACAUUUCAUCAAUGAAGGAUUAAUUAUUGUGACUUUUAACUACCGAUUGGGGAUACUAGGAUUUCUCUGCCUAAAAACUCAAUAUAUUCCAGGAAAUGCCGGACUCAAAGACCAAGUAGCAGCACUGUAUUGGAUACAGAAAAACAUUUUAAAGUUUAGUGGAAAUCCUCUUGACAUUACAGUAUAUGGAACAGGCUCUGGGGCUGUAUCUAUUGAAAUUCUAUUAUUAUCAGGUACAAGUCGGAACCUAUUUCAUAAAGUAAUUUUAGAAUCAGGCUCAGUUUUAUCUCCUUCCUCAGUAAUUAAUGAUUCAAUCGGUAUGGCAUUUGAAGCUGCACAAGAAUUGGGUUACGAAGGUGAAGAGAAUAUAAGAGAUAUGGAAAAUUUCUUUAGAAAGCAACCAAUAAUAAAUUUGGUGAAUGUAUCUGUGAAAUUUGUGCCAUGCAUCGAGAGAAAUUCUAUAUUUUCUCUACUUAGCAAUGACCCUUUGAAAAUAAUGAAAUCUGGAAACUUUCACCAUAUACCCAUGAUGAUUACAUAUAGUGAUUCGAAAGAAAAGGAAAUAAUAACCAAGAGCAGACAAUUUAGUACAGUUUCAGAGAAUUUCAAACAUCUUUUACCAAAUAAUGUAGCCUUAGAUGAUGCUACAAGGGAAAUAUUAGUAAAAGUAACUAAACAUUUUUAUUUUGGGAAUUCUGUUGCCCAGCAAGAUAUAGUACAAAGUUUUAUUGACUAUGUUAAUGAUAUUUUUAUGGAAUACCCUGUAGUUACAUCUGCAGCAUAUUACGCUCACAAAAAUGAUGCAGUGUUUUUAAUGAGGUAUGUUUUACGAGAAAAAGGUACAAGUAACAUAGUUAAAAACAAUUAUGGGGAUAUUUUUAAGUAUGUGUUCGCUAAUGGUAUACAUGAGAUGAACAAAAUGAGUGAUAUUUUGAGAUCUAUCUGGAUAAACUUCAUAAGACUUGGGUAA